This is a messenger RNA of Aptenodytes forsteri (emperor penguin), 4933 nucleotides long. RefSeq names its product zinc finger protein 721. Gene Ontology annotation, biological process: regulation of DNA-templated transcription. NCBI's taxonomy places the organism in Eukaryota, Metazoa, Chordata, Aves, Sphenisciformes, Spheniscidae. The record is from RefSeq and is a predicted model, not a curated record.
AUGGAGCCGUACGUGCUGCUGGACCCGCGACAGAGAGCGCUGUAUCGUGACGUGAUGCAGGAGAGCUACGAGACGCUGAUGGCGCUGGAAUUCCCCGUUUCCAAGCCCGAUCUGCUGUCCCGCCUGGACCACGGGGAUGAACCUACAGCCCUGGAUCUCCAUGUGCCCAGGGACACCCCGGCCGCAGAGGAUGGAGCAGGAGCGGAGCAGGAACCCCCUCGAGAAGAAGCUGCUGAGAAAGAGCCCGAAGUGGUGAAACCUGCGGGCGAGGAGCAUCCUUCGAGCCCCGCCGAGGCUGGGGUGAAGGUGGGCAGGAGCAGGGGACCGGGGGAGACGGCCACGCGCCCGGGCGAGAGCCAACCCAGCAACACGUGCGGCGAGUGUGGGAAGAGCUUCAGCCACAAGUCAGCCCUGGUGAAGCACCAGAAGAUCCACACUGGCGACCGCCCGCACGAAUGCCCUGACUGUGGCAAGUGCUUCAUCCAACGCUCGGACCUCACCAUCCACCAGCGGGUCCAUACGGGCGAGCGGCCCUACGCCUGCCCCGACUGCGGGCGCCGCUUCAGCGUCAGCUCCUCCUUGCUCACCCACCAGCGUACCCAUGCACCCGGUGGGGAGAAACCCAACCGCUGCCCCCAGUGCGGCCGCAGCUUCGCCGAUCCGGGGGCCCUUGACCGGCACCAGAAGAGCCACCUGGGUGGGAAACCCUACGAGUGUGGGGUGUGCGGGAAAGCAUUCGCCUGGAGCUCCCACCUCGAGCGGCAUCGGCGCAUCCACACUGGCGAGAAGCCCUUCCAGUGCGCCGAAUGCGGGCGAGCCUUCGCCUGGAGCUCCCACCUCGACCGCCACAUGCGCACCCACGCUGCCGCCACCGCCUCUGAGGAUGAGGAGGACGGGGAGGCGGAGGAAGAGCCCCCGCCACCUCCUCAGAAAUGCGCUGACUGCGGCAAGCGCCUCAACCACCAGACAGACCCCCAGCGCUUCAAGCACAAGGGCACCCAGACGCCGCCGGCCGGUGCCGAACCUGCUGCCAGCCCCCCGCGGCCCUACCGCUGCGAGCAGUGCGGCAAAUGCUUUGGCCAGAGCUCCAACCUCCUCAAACACCAGCGUGUCCACACUGGCGAGCGGCCGUACCCCUGCCCGGAUUGCAAACGCUGCUUCCGUUGGGGCUCAGCCCUGGCCAAGCACCGGCGCACCCAUGCCCGGCAGCAGCAAGCUGGCGCCGCCACCAAAGCCGUGCCGGCAGCCACCGAGGAAGCCGGCGCCGGAGGAGGCGGCAAACCUUACCCAUGCGGGGCGUGCGGGAAGAGUUUCGGCUGGGUCUCGCACCUGGAGCGUCAUCGCCGCAUCCACACCGGGGAGAAGCCCUUCCGCUGCGGGGAGUGCGGGCGGGCGUUCGCUGUCAGCUCCCACCUGGAACGGCACCGCCGGGUGCACACCGGCGAGCGGCCCUACCGCUGCGGCGAGUGCGGGAAGAGCUUCGCCGUCAGCUCCACCUUGCUGGCUCAUCGCCGCACCCACGCCGCCCAGCCGGGCCGGCCCCACACCUGCCCCGAGUGUGGCAAGGGUUUUAGCACACCGGCCAGCUUGGAGCGGCACCGGCGGCUUCACCGGGGUGAGAAACCCUACCAGUGCGGCAUCUGUGGCAAAGGCUUUGCCUGGAGCUCCCACUAUGACCGGCACCGGCUCACCCACACCGGCGAGAAACCCUUCUCCUGCGCUCACUGCGGCAAAUGCUUCGGCCGCAGCUCCCACCGCAACCGGCACCAGCGUAGCCAUGGUGGGAACAAGCCCUACAAAUGCCCUGACUGUGGGAAGGGUUUCGGGCACAGCUCGGCGCUGGUGACACACCAUCGCAUCCACACGGGUGAGAAGCCCUACCAGUGUGCCGACUGCGGCAAGAGCUUCAACGUGGUGUCCAACCUGGUGCGCCACCGGCGGAGCCACACCGGGGAGAAGCCCUACAAGUGUCCCGACUGCGGCCGGCGUUGCAGUCAGCGUUCCCACCUGGUGACCCACCGCCGGUUGCACACGGGUGAGCGCCCGUACCCAUGCCGGGACUGUGGGAAGAGCUUCAACGUCAGCUCCGAUCUCAUCAAGCAUCGCCGCACCCACACCGGAGAGAAGCCCUACGAGUGUCCCGACUGCGGGAAGCGUUUCAGCGGCAGCUCCAACCUCAUCACCCACCAGCGGCUGCACAGUGGCGAGCGGCCCUACACCUGCGCUGACUGUGGCAAGGGCUUCACCAUCAGCUCCAAGCUCAUCGCCCACCAACGGACGCACAGCAGCGAGCGACCCUACAGCUGCACCGACUGCGGCAAGGGCUUCAGCGACCGACCCCACCUCGUCCGGCACUGCAGCGCCAGCCAGCGGGAGAAGCGCUACAAGUGCUCCGAGUGCGGCAAAGGCUUCACCACCAGCUCCUACCUCCUCACCCACCAGCGCAGCCACACCGGGGAGACCCCCUUCCUCUGUGGUGUGUGCGGCAAGAGCUUCACGGUGGUCUCCAACCUGGCACGUCACCGGCGCGUGCACACCGGGGAGAAGCCGUUUCGGUGCGGGGAAUGCGGGCGGCAGUACAGCCAACGGGCUCAUCUCACCACCCACCAGCGGGUCCACACUGGCGAGCGACCCUAUGUCUGCGGGGAUUGUGGGAAGGGCUUCAACGUCAACUCGUCCCUCACCAAGCACCGGCGGGUGCACACUGGGGAGAAGCCCUACCGCUGCCCUGAGUGCGGGAAGAGCUUCAGCCAGAGCUCCAACGUUAUCACGCACCGGCGGCUCCACCACAACGAUGCGGGAGAGAAACCUUUCAAGUGCCUCGAGUGCGGGAGAAGCUUCAUGCGGAGCUCGGACCUCAUCGUCCACCAGCGAACCCACACGGGGGAAAAGCCCUACCAGUGCCCCGAGUGCGGGAGAUGCUUCAACCGGAGCUCCAGCCUCGUGACGCACCAGAGGAUGCACACCGGCGAGAAAAUGUACGGGUGCCCCGAGUGCGGGAAGAGCUUCACACGGAGCUCGACGUUGACCGCUCACCAGAGAACCCACACGGGAGAAAAACCCUACCAGUGCUGCCAGUGCGGGAAGCGCUUCAGCAAAAGGUCGAACCUCAUUAAACACCAGCGGCAACACACCGGAGAGAGACCGUAUCGGUGCCCCGACUGCGGGAAAAGCUUCAUACAGAGCUCGGAUCUCAUUGUCCACCAACGAACCCAUACGGGAGAAAAGCCCUACCAGUGCUCGGAGUGCGGGAAAUGCUUCAGCGUGCGAUCCAAGCUGAUUCAACACCAGCGCGUGCACACGGGGGAGAAGCCGUACACGUGCGGCGAGUGUGGGAAGAGCUUUGGGCAGAGCUCGCACCUUUCUGUGCACCAGAAAACUCACAGAGGAGAGAAUCGGUGCUCCAGGUGUGGAAGGUCAUUCAGUGUGAGAUCCUGCCUUGUUAAAUAUCGGAGAACCGCCACCGGGGAGAAGAAGUACACGUGCAACGAGUGUGGAAGAAGCUUUGGACAGAGCUCCAACCUCAUCGUGCAUCGGCGGAUCCACACCGGAGAGAAACCUUAUAAAUGCCACGAAUGCGGGAAGUGCUUCAGGCAGAGCUCGAACCUCAUCGUCCACCAGAAGACUCACACGGGAGAAAAGCUCUACGAGUGCCCCAAGUGCCAGAAGUGCUUCCCAGACAGGUCGCUGCUCAUCAGGCACAAGAGGGUCCACGUAGGAGAAAAACCUUUUAAAUGCCAGCAGUGUGGGAAAAGCUUCAUUCACCGAUCGAGACUUCUCGUCCAUGAGAAGGUGCACGUAGGGGAACAACUCUACCAGUGUCCCGAGUGUGGGAAAUGCUUCAGGGACAAACCAAAGUUCCUCCAGCAUCAGCGGCGGCACGUGGGGGAGCGGCGCUACAAGUGCUACGAGUGCGGGGAGGAGUUUGGGCAGAGCUCGGACCUCAACCUCCACCAGAGGAUCCACGUGGAGGAGAAGCUCUACCAGUGCUCCACGUGCGAGAAGUGCUUCAAGGACAGGUCCACCCUCAUCAGGCACGAGACGGUGCACACGGGAGAGAAACCCUAUAAAUGCCACGAGUGCGGGAAGAGGUUCACCCGCAGCUCGGACAUCAUCGUCCAUCAGCGGACGCACACGGGGGAGAAACCCUUCCAGUGUCCCGAGUGCGGGAAGAGCUUCAGCCACCGGUCAAAUCUUUUCCGACACCAGAGGAUGCACACGGGGGAGAAGCCGUAUAAGUGCGAAGAGUGCGGGAAGCGAUUUGGGCAAAGCUCAGAGCUUAUCGUCCACCAGCGGACCCACACCGGGGAGAAACCCUACCACUGCUCCGAGUGCGAGAAGUUCUUCAGGGGGAGGUCAACCCUCUUCAGGCACGAGAGGCUGCACACCGGGAUCAAGCCGUACGAGUGCAGCGAGUGCGGGAAAAGCUUCGGGCAGAGCGGGGACCUCAUCGCACAUCAGCGUUUCCAUACGGGCGAGAAGCCCUACCAGUGCUCCCAGUGCCGAAAGUUCUUCAGCAACAGGUCCAGCCUCGUGCGGCAUCAGCGGCUGCACGCGGGGGAGAAGCCCUACAAGUGCCACGAGUGCGGGAAGAGCUUCGGGCAGAGCUCGGACCUCAUCGCCCACCAGCGGACCCACACCGGGGAGAAGCCCUACCCCUGCCCGGUCUGCGGGAAGAGCUUCAGCAGGAGAUCCAACCUCAUCGUGCACCAGAGGGUGCACAGAGGGCUUUGCAAGUGCCAGAAAUGCGGGAGAAGCUUCCAGCCCAACUCACGUUUUGGCGUGACGGCAGGGAAGGACUCUCUCCAGUGCCCCCAGUGUGCAGGGGGUUUCAAGGAGGGGUCAAACCCCAUCGAACACCAGAGAUAACACCGGGGAGAAACGGCUCCCUGCUCGGAGCAGGGAAGGAGUUUUGGGAAGAGUUGCGAGGUCG